CGCAGUUUUCAUCAACUCCUUUAUCUGAGUCCAAGAACUCACGAACUAGCUCCGGCAGCAACAUACUUCCAAGAAUUAAUUCGAGAAAGGAAUCAAAAGAUAUAAGAUUAUCGCCAAAUAAAAUUCAACCUAAGCAAGAAAAGACCUAUACAGACACACCAAAUAGUCCGUCCAAAACAAGUCUUAGUGUAAGUGAAUGGGCAGAACGUCAUUUGCAGACAAUAUCAGAAAUUGUUUUACCAGGUGGCGUGAAUUCCACGGAAGGCAGUCCACAAAUCAGCCCUAAAGCGUCUUCCCUAACAAGCGAUAAAGAAAGUAAAACUGAAAAACAAAUGAGUUUGAAAGAUUGGGCAGAAAAGCAUUUAAAAUUGAUUUCGGAAUUCAUAACUCCGCCAGUUACUCCAGUGAAAAGUAAUUCUCGCAAUAACUGCGAAAGCUCUAAUGAUGAUAACGACAGCGAGAAAAUUGAAAAUAGACUUCCAUUAAGUCAAUGGGCAGAAAAACAUGUAAAAUUGAUCUCAGAAGGAAAGUCUGAUAUUGCUUCUUCUAGAAAUAUACCUGUUGACACUGUUAACAAUGUUCAAUUUGAAAAUAAUACAAGUAAAACAUUAAAUGUAAGUGAGUGGGCAGAGAGACAUGCUCGAAGAGUUUCCAGCAUGGCUUCUAAUUCGCCAAUUGCUUCUGAACCAGAUGUCGAGCGAAAGACAAUAGAAGGAAGAAAACAAGAACAGCAAAGUAUACAAAAUAAACUUAGUGUGAGUGAAUGGGCAGAGAGACAUGCUCGAAGAGUUUCCAGCAUGGUUUCUAAUUCGCCAAUUGCUUCUGAACCAGAUGUUGAACGAAAGAGAAUGGAAAAAAGAAAACAAGAACAUCAAUGUAUACAAAAUAAACUUAGUGUGAGUGAAUGGGCAGAGAGACAUGCACGAAAAAUUUCCAGCAUGACUUCUAAUGUGACAACUAAUCCUAUACUUGAUUCCCCUCAAAAUAAUGAUGAAAGCAAGAAAAAAUAUAAACCUACUUCAACUGUAAAAAUUGCAGAAAGUAAUAUUAGUAUCAAAAAUUGGGCCGAAAAACAUGUGAAUAUUAUUUCUGAAAUGAAUUCCAAUUUGAACUCUGGAUCAAGACGUAAUUCUUUCCAGAUAAAUAGUUUGUCAGGUGAAAAUACAUUUAAUUCUUCAAAAGUCAGUGAAGACCAUCCGAAGAUAGAACACAAAAAUAGGUCGCUAGCAUCAGAUACGCAAACACCGUUUGCUGAUAAUAGAAUAUUAAACAUGAAUUUGCAAAUUAGCUCACCCAAUGAUGCACACUCACCAAAUCAUCAAGGGAAUGUUUCUAAGGAAGAUAAACUUGAAUUGCAAAAAUAUGAAGAAAACCAAAUAGAUACUCAUAGUAUUGGUGACCUUCCGGAAGAGACUGAAGACUGUGAAAGUAAUACUUCGAAAUCAACAGAGACAAGAGCCAUGGAUAAAGUUGAUAUUAAAUUCAAAGACGUAAUCGAUGAAACCGAUAAAAAUGAAUUAAUUAUACAAGAUAAACAAACAUACGUUAUUGACAGUGACAACAAAGAAAUGGAAAAUGUAAAUGAUUCAGAACUAAAUCCAGAUGUACAUAACAAGAAGGAAGGAAUUGAAUUUAUGGAAGCUAAAAGUCCAAGACAGAAACUACAAGACGCAAGUACUGAUUGUUCUGAAAUUUGUGAAGUAGAUGAGAUACCACAUCUCAGCAAUACAGACCUCAACAGAUGGGCAGAACGACAUUUUGAAAAGAUUCUAGGUGCCCAUACACAAUCUGAUUCGCAAAAACAAAUUUCAUCCCAAGUGCAGCAAGAUAUUUUCGAAGGUGAUAAAAGACGAAACAGAAAGGCACAUUUAGACAAAAAAUCCAAUGAACACAGGCGAUCUGAAAUCAUCUCUGAAUCUAGUCAAGCUGAAACAAUCCAAAAUAUUGACAAUAAAUCAAUGACUAAAAAAUCGGACUCAAAACCUCCUGAAUCAGAAUCUGAUUCCAGUUCCGAUAUAUGCUUUGAAUCUUGCUACGAGCAUUUUCCCGAAUCUCCAACAAAUUCUCAGACAAACGAUCUUUGUAGUCAGUCUUUUGUUAUUGAUACAGAUGAUAUGGUAAGUGCAGCAGAUAAUUCACUGACUUCGGAUAUAUUAGGCCAGAGGUUUGUUUUCGACGAUAAUAGCAAUGUAGUUGAUUCAGAUACUGACAUGUAUAGUGAUCAGUUUAACCUCGAGGAAAUUAGCGUAAAAAGUCACGAACCAGAUUCAUCAAUGACACACGACUCAAAUCUAAUAUCAAAAUACGAAUCUUUCACAAAUCAGCAAUCAUCCAAUUCUACUACUUCGGUUUUACACUCAACGUGUAAUCAAUUAAACCUCAGUGAAAAUACAUUAGCUAGCAGCAAACUACAAACAUUAGAUUCUGAAGACACUCAGUCACAGUUCCACUUAAGCAAAAAUAAUUCCAGUCCUACUUCACCCUCUACUCAUAUCGCGAGUCAUUCUCUUACAGAUGUCGAUAACUCAAACAUUACACAUCGAAAACAUAAACCCUCCUUUGACAGUAGCCUCAACAACUCGGUUUCUCCAAAGUGCCAAGCCAUAUCAUCAUCCAAUAAUAAUGAGGACACAACUGACAUAAUACAAUGUCAAACACUCUCUUUGAGAGAAGAAAAUGUUCUCGAAACAGACAAUGACAAUAAUUUGAUCAACAAUCCUGAAAACAAGGUCAAAUUCGAUGAUGUAAAAGUGACUGCAGCCAUUACUGCGAGUACCUCUGCAGUAGAAUGUUCAAUAAAACCAAUAACAACUAAUGACGGUUUGCCAAGAUUGAAAUCUUUUCAUAUGAACGUACUCUGAGUGUCAAAAGAAACCUGCAAUUGAAAUCUUGGAACAAGUUGCUUGUCUUCGCAAGCGUUUUUACUUAAUAUUAUUAUCAGCUUAUCAUCACCAUCAUCAUCAUCAUCAUCAUCAUCAUCAUCGUCGUCGUCGUCGUCGUCCUCUUCCACGUCCUCGUCGUCAUCUCAUCGCCCCCAUCAUCAUCAUCAUCGUCGUCGACGUCGUCAUCAUCAUCAUCAUCAUCACUGUCGUCGUCGUCAUCGUCGUCGCUGUUGUUAUUGCUUAUUAUAUAUUUAUGUAAUUAUUGUGUGGUGGGUUGGCAGACACGUUGAACCCUUGCGGUAUUUAAGUGCUCAACUCUACGUUCUGAGUUUAAAUCUCGCCGAGGUUAACUUUGCUUUUCAUCCCUCUCAACUCGAUAAAAUAUAACAGGCAAAUAUCGAGGUCGAUUUAACCGAUUAAACACCCUGAUCCCAAAUUCCUGGCUUUAUGCCGACAGUAGUAAUAUUAUUUUAUUGCAAUCAACGCUACAUUAUUUGCAAAGAUAUUCUUAUUGUUAGAAUUAUAUCAUAAAUAUAUUAACAUUCCAUGUACAUAUACACAAGUAGUAGUAGUAGUAGUAGUAGUAGUAGUAGUAGUAGUAGUAGUAGCAGUAUUAGUCGUUAUCAUUUAUUUAUUUAUCAAAUGGGCGAUGAAUCGAGGAACAGUAUAGGGACAAAUUAAGUGAGAGAAAGUCUUUUAGAGAAGCAUGUAUGAGAAAACACCAAUAAAAGGAAAAAU
Molecule: messenger RNA, 3620 nt
Organism: Octopus sinensis (East Asian common octopus)
Lineage: Eukaryota; Metazoa; Mollusca; Cephalopoda; Octopoda; Octopodidae
Product: signal transducer and activator of transcription B-like
Exons: 2
Coding region: 333-2861 (842 amino acids)
Source: RefSeq, a predicted model, not a curated record